This is a messenger RNA of Sycon ciliatum, 3664 nucleotides long. Its product is annotated as limb region 1 protein homolog. Gene Ontology annotation, cellular component: plasma membrane. The record is from RefSeq and is a predicted model, not a curated record. Bases 109 to 2169 code for a protein of 686 amino acids. Gene Ontology annotation, biological process: signal transduction. The transcript has 14 exons. Gene Ontology annotation, molecular function: transmembrane signaling receptor activity. Lineage: Eukaryota; Metazoa; Porifera; Calcarea; Leucosolenida; Sycettidae.
ACUGCUUUCACUGAGGAAAUGGAACACAAAGGCGAUCGAUGGUUGAAAUUAUUUCUUCUCCGAUAGACAUGUCGCCUCCCAAACUUCUCUAUUGCAUGCGGUAGCAGAAUGGCAUCUUUGGAUGUAGUCGAACAAGUACAGGAUCCAGAUCUAGUGGAGAGGGACAAGGAAUUUUACGGUGCAGUCAGGGAAUAUCUGGUCCUGUUCCUUCUCUUCGUUAUCCUCUACAGCAUAUCGUAUCAGCUCGUGUACUACUUCAAGCGCAAGCGAGAGCGCGAGGAUUACUUCUCGGUGGAGGAGGAUGGCCCGUAUCGUUUCUCGCUCUUUCUCUGCACUUUCACCCUGGCCGUGGCACUGGCGGCCAUCUUCCUGCUACCGUUCAGCAUAGUGACGUGCGAGAUAUCGCUACGCUAUCCGGAUAACUACUAUAUGCAAUGGCUCAACUUCUCGCUUCUAAAGUUGGUGUGGAAUAUGGUAUUCUUCUUCUCCAACUUCUGCCUCCUCUGCAUGAUGCCAUUCGUCUACUUCUUCAUGGAGGCCGAGGGUUUCAGUGGAUGGAGAACUGGCAUUCACUCCCGAGUGUGUGAAACACUGGUCACACUCUUCCUGCUGUUGACCUUGCUCAUCUGUUUGGUGUGGCUGAUCUCCAGCUGGCUAUCCAUCGGUGACGGACUAGACGGGACGUACCUCAACGUCUUUCCACUCCUAUAUUCGUUUGUGUCCCUAUGUGGAGUUCUGUGCACUUUGCUUAGCUUGCCAGUGGGUAUCGAGCACAUCAUCAUGUGGUUUGGAAAUCAGCUUGUGCUACCCAAGGCUGAUGACCAAAUCGACAUGUUGAGAAUGGAAGAGCAGGAUCUUAAGCGACGACUGGCCACUCAACACCUGGCCGGCACUAGUAUGCCGUCUUCCUCACCAUUGCUGGCGUCUUCAUCGCAGGCCAUGUCCAGUCUUGUCCACCGCCUCAAGUCACCCAACCCGGCGUCGGAUCGUAAUAACGGAGAUAAAGACAGAGACGGUGUGACCGUAGCUGGUACAGGGACAUCACAGCAUGAGAAAUCUAGCAGUAGUGAUCCCCUGGUCUGCAAUGGCUACACCCCACUCAUGAGUAGAGCUGAUCUGAAGAACAGACUGGUAGAGGUGAAGCAGCUUCAGCGUGACGUCAGGAAUCGCUUUGGCUCCAACUCUUUCUACUGGACUCUGUUUUUCUCCUUGUCAACGUUGUUCGUUCUCUUUCUUACGGGAAUUGCCCUACUGUCAUCUGGACAGAGCUUCAUUCAUCUUCUAUUCAACUCUGACGCCCUAGCUAUGAGUGCAACGGAAGUAUUCCUGGGUCGCUUGAAAAGCUCACAAACUGUUCUUGGAUCUGUCGGAGCUUUGCUGGAGAUGGCUCUUGUUACAUUCUUUGCUUUAUCGUCACUCAUCGGUGUUUACACGUCGGAAAGUUUUGCAUCUUGGAGACCUCGGCAUGGAGACACACCCAUGUUAUUGAUGAUAGCAAACUGCAAUCUUGUGCUGUUACUGAGCUCGGCGUUGCCGGUGUUGAUUCGAUCAUUGGGUAUCAGCAAGUUUGACCUAGUGGGUAUGUUUGGCAACUUACACUGGCUUAGUAACUGGUAUCUAGUUAUGAUCUAUCAUCUCAUCUUCUUCCUCACCAUCAUCUACCUAUGGACAAGACGAGUCACGCGCUCCGUUGUUGCCAAAGUUGGCCACUUCUUCAAUCUGGUCGCCAAGAAGAAGCACGACGUCUACUUUCAGCACCGGCAUUCGUCAUCGACAGAUUCCCUGCGAUUUGGCGCGGCAAUGUCGUCCGCCGGCACCCCCGUACAGUCGCCGCUCUCUGACCAUACCCCCGUACUGGAGGAGCACGACGUGUCGCCAUUGUCGUCAUCGUCUUCUCUCUACGACAUGUCGUUCUCCGACUCCAGUGUCCUGCUGUCAUCACCGGCACAAUCAGCAUCACUUGCCGACGGCACGCACGUCACAGCACUCAACGACCUAUCGUCUGGUCACCGUCAUGCUGCCAUAGAUAAUACCGCUGGCAGUGCGGCCACUGGUGAUGCUGCCAUCGGCCAUGGCUCUGGUGAAGAGAGCUCCUUGUCGCCCUCUGUCCACUGCUCUGAUGUCCGUGCUCGUGCAUCGUUGACACCGGGUGUAAUCGACGCAGUAUAGCCCGACUGGUUUUGUCAUUGUGAUGGCAGCGCUGGUCCUAAGCAUGUUGCAGUAUAGGCCGACUGAUGUUGUCAUUGUGAUGGCAGCGAUGGUCCGUAUAGGCCGACUGAUUUUGUCAUUGUGAUGGCAGCGAUGGUGCUAAGCAUGUUGCAGUGCAGGCCGACUGAUGUUGCUAUUGUGAUGGCAGCGAUGGUGCUAAGCAUGUUGCAGUAUAGGCCGACUGAUUUUGUCAUUGUGAUGGCAGCGAUGGUGCUAAGCAUGUUGCAGUAUAGGCCGACUGAUGUUGCUAUUGUGAUGGCAGCGAUGGUGCUAACAGUACUGCUGCUGCUGCUGCUGCUGCUGUUGAUUGGUGUAGCCGGGACAAUCACAACCGGAGUGCUGGUUUCACUCUGGAACAAGCCUACAAUGUCUACACUGUCCUUGUGCAUUCCAGCAUGUCACUUAGACAGAUACACUGCUGCUGCUGCUGUUGCUGCUGUUGUCGAUGUCGUCGUCAAUGAAACUCACCCACUUCUGAUUAUCCCUACGCGUACAUACCCGUGCACAUUCCCCCCACCCCCCCUCUCUCUCUCUCCAACGCAAGACUAGUGUUGCAUGUGUGCGUGUGUGUGUGUGUGUGCGCGCGCGCGUGCGUGCGUGCGUGUGUGUGUGUGUGUGUCCGUGUGCAUGGUACAUGCUUGUAUGCCCCCUUGUUUUUACCCUGGUAUAGUAUGUUGAUUUUGAUAUUCUUUCCGAAUUAUCUUAUCCGCCGAGGCUGCUCGACCUGUUUGUAGCAUCCUCGUUUUAAAUAUAGCAUGGUCAAAUGUUUUCUCUCUCUUCAAAUAUAACGUGCUGGUAGACUACCGUGCGCUGACACGAUAUUUACCAUCUCCAGAGUCAUAUUUCUCAUCAUAUUCCACAUGUGUCAUAUUAGAUCGGUGGCAGGCUACCGUGAAGACUUGAGCGUCUCAACCGCUGCUCAGAUACUUGUAUUAUUUUUGCACGCAUCGCCGUGCUGUCUAGUACCUGCGUGGGUUACACAAAUGCCACCUGCUGGCCGCUGUCUUGAUUUGAACUGCAGUGUUGUUUGUUUUUCCUGUGCUGCCCCCCCCCCCCCCCCUCUGUAUUUGACCUGUACUCCUGUGAGGCUAGGCUCUAACACUGAGACUGUACAUUCCCGCAGUGGAACCUCUUGUACUGCAGUGUGGCACUUUACUUUUAGCUUGUGUUUUUUUAUUAUUCUGUGUGUUGACCUUCCUUUUUGGUUCUUUUCAAAUGUCAGCGUGGCGAGCAUGUAGGCUUGUCCAUAUUGGUGUGUGACUGUCUGUUUGCCUGAACAUGUUCUUGGAUUUCUUCUGACGAGACUUGAGACAUUCCUUCAUUCUUUUCCACCAAGCUUUGUCGCUUGCAUUGCUGCUGGGUAUCUUGUUCUCAGUGUACCGUUGAUGCUGACAACACCGACGGCUUGCAUAUUCAUGUAUUCUUUUUUUAUUUUAAAAACAGUUUUUACUGUUGA